Molecule: messenger RNA, 5364 nt
Organism: Clupea harengus (Atlantic herring)
Lineage: Eukaryota; Metazoa; Chordata; Actinopteri; Clupeiformes; Clupeidae
Gene: evi5b
Product: ecotropic viral integration site 5b
Exons: 20
Coding region: 692-3175 (827 amino acids)
Biological process (GO): regulation of GTPase activity
Molecular function (GO): small GTPase binding; GTPase activator activity
Source: RefSeq, a predicted model, not a curated record
GGUUGCUGCAGUGUUUGAAGUUGCUGGGUGUGCUGAGGGGAAACGUACAUUUACUGAUGUCGGUUGCUACGAAAGAACAGGAAUUUUCAGAAGCUGCUUCUUUCUGGUCAGGUGGAUUCCAGAGCCGUGUCUCAGCACACAGAGACUGAGAGGAGAGAGAUUCUACGAGUUGGAGAGACAGAGAGAGAGAUCUAGUGAGGUAAUUAGAUAAACCUAAAAAGAGGGAAGAAGAAUGUAGCUGAUGUAUAUAGAGAGGCGAAAGACAAAAGAAGCAGAGGACUCAUCCUCUUCCUGUUCGUGUGCCUUCACAUGGUUUAGUGUCGGUGCUGCCGCAGGUGCACUUUGACCACCAGGGUGUCACCGUGACAGACUCAUGACUCGGCAGAGUGCCUGAAGGGGGUCGGCGUGAGGAAACACAUCCUGAGCUCAGGGGCAGGAAAAUUCCUCCUCGGACAGCAACAAGCUGCUGCAGAGCCCUCAACUCGUCCAGCGAACUGAAACACGCCCAUUUUUAACCUUACCAGCAAGAUUGCUCUCCAUUCGUUCUGUCUGUCUCUCUGGGCUUAUGUAAAUAGUACUUGGUUUAUGAGGGAAAGUGCAUUUUUCUCAGGUGGCGACAGACAAGGUUGCAGGAAAGCUGAGUUCUACUCUCUCAUGGGUGCGGAACUCAGUGUCUCACACGGUCAGUCAGAUGGCUAGCCAGGUGGCCACGCCCUCGUCUCUGCCCGCCCCCCCAGCCACCACAGCCCCGCCCCUUGGGUCCUCCUCCUCCUCGUCCACGCCGCUGUCAUCGCCGGCACUGACACCCGCUUCUACGCCCCUCAGUCCCGACGAGCUGGAGCUGCUAGCCAAGCUCGAGGAGCAGAACAGGUUGCUGGAGACGGACACCAAGUCCCUGCGCUCUGUGAAUGGCUCACGGAGGAACAGCGGCUCCUCGCUGGUGUCCAGUUCCUCGGCCUCGUCGAACCUGUCCCACCUGGAGGAGGACUCAUGGAUCCUGUGGGGACGCAUCGUCAACGACUGGGAGGAGGUCCGCAAGAAGAAGGAAAAACAGCUGAAAGAGCUGGUGCGACAGGGCAUCCCUCACCACUUCCGGGCCAUCGUAUGGCAGCUGCUGUGCAGUGCCCAGAACAUGCCCAUCAAGGACCAGUACUCGGAGUUGCUGAAGAUGUCGUCGCCCUGUGAGAAGCUGAUCCGUCGCGACAUCGCCCGCACCUACCCCGAGCACCAGUUCUUUAAGGAGAAGGACAGUCUGGGCCAGGAGGUGCUGUUCAACGUCAUGAAGGCGUACUCUUUGGUGGACCGAGAGGUGGGCUACUGCCAAGGCAGCGCAUUCAUCGUGGGUCUGCUACUCAUGCAGAUGCCAGAGGAGGAGGCCUUCUGUGUGUUUGUGAAGCUGAUGCAGGACUACAGGCUAAGGGAGCUCUUCAAACCCAGCAUGGCAGAGCUGGGUCUCUGCAUGUACCAGUUUGAGUGCAUGAUCCAGGAGCACCUCCCGGAGCUCCAUCUGCACUUCCAGGCUCAGAGCUUCCACACCUCCAUGUACGCCUCCUCCUGGUUCCUCACCAUCUUCCUCACCUCCUACCCCCUGCCCGUCGCAACCAGGAUAUUCGACAUCUUCAUGUGUGAGGGUCUGGAGAUUGUGUUCCGUGUGGGUCUGGCUAUCCUGCAGAUGAACCAGGUUGAGCUCAUCCAGCUGGAUAUGGAGGGAAUGUUACAGCACUUUCAGAAGGUCAUUCCCGCUCAGCUAGAAAGCGGCCCUGACAAAGUCAUCCAAGCUGCUUACCAAGUCAAAUAUAACGGCAAGAAAAUGAAGAAACUGGAGAAGGAGUACACUACCAUCAAAACCAAGGAGAUGGAGGAGCAGGUGGAGAUCAAGAGGUUGCGAACAGAGAACCGGCUCCUGAAGCAGAGGAUCGACACGCUGGAGAAGGAAAGCGCUUCCUUGGCAGAUAGAUUGAUCCAGGGGCAGGUGACGCGAGCCCAGGAGGCGGAGGAGAACUACCUGGUCAAGCGGGAGCUGGCUACGGUCAAACAGCAGAGCGAGGAGGCCAGUGCUCAGCUGGAGCAGGCCCACAACACCAUCCGAUUGCUCCAGCAGCAGCAUCACGGGAAGGGGAACUUCCGUUACUCGGAGGACUUCAUCCUGCAGCUGGAGACGGAGCUGGUUCAGGCUCGGCUCAAGGAGGCGGAGUCGCAGUGUGCCCUCAAGGAGAUGCAGGACAAGAUGCUGGACAUGGAGAGAAGGAACUCCUCAUUGCCGGAGGAGAACAAUGUGGUGCAGCUGCAGGAGGAGCUGAUCGGGGUGAAGCUGCGGGAGGCUGAGGCUCUGACCGGACUCAAGGAGCUCAGACAGCAGGUCCGAGACCUGGAGGAGCACUGGCAGAAGCACUUGGCGCGGACGGCAGGCCGCUGGAAGGACAGCCCGCGGAAGAACACGGUGAGCGAGCUCCAGGACGAGCUGAUGAGCGUGCGGCUGAGGGAGGCCGAGGCCCAAGCCGAGCUCCGAGAGACACGCCAGAGGAUGCUGGAGCUGGAGACACAGAACAAGAUCCAUGGCAACCACCUGCGGCGAGCUGAGCUGGAGUCCCGGAACCUCCAAGAGCGUCUUCAGGGCCUGACCAGUCAGAACAAAGAGCUGCUCUCCCAGCAACAGGAGGUCAAGCGCAAGCUGGCUGUGACCGAGUGCAAGAACAAAGAAGAGGUGAUGGCAGUGAGGUUGCGAGAGGCGGACAAUAUCGCAGCCAUGGCUGAGCUCCAGCAACACAUCUCUGAGCUGGAGAUUCAGAAAGAGGAGGGGAAGGUCCAGGGACAGCUGAACAACACAGACGCAAGCCAGUACAUCCGUGACCUGAAGGACCAGAUCAAAGAGCUGAAACAUGAGGUACGGUGUUUGAAAGGCCAGAGGGGCUUGUCCAACCCGCCCAGUUUUGACGGCAUCCACAUCGUGAAUCACUACGGCGACACCGAGUCCUACCACUCCUCGGAUGACGACGCACUGGCCAAGCUGCCAAACCCCCAGGGAGGUGGUGGUGGCGGCGGCAGCGACGCCGGGAGUGUAGGUGGGCGUAUCACACUGCACGCCGACCUGGAGGACACGGACAGUGACGAGGACAACGAGUCGUUGCGCCUCACUGUCCCCACAAACGGCAGCCAUAAGACCACCACAGUGUGAUUUUUAUACCCCGCCUCAGCUCAGCGCCCAUUUCUUCCAGUACCCCUUCCCCAGCAUCUCUCACAUGAUCCCUACCACAGGACAGACGACUGUGGCUCAGAUUCCGGUCCGGGGAGAGAGGGGAGAACGCGAUUGGAAAGGGGCUGCCAGGAUGAGCCACUCAGAGCAAGACUGUUCUUUUUCUCCCCUGGUUCUCAAAGGCGUGCAGGAACAUGGUUCCCGUGGCGGCUUUGUUACACAUCUGCCUUAUAUCACUGUUUGUUAAUUUGUUUGUUUGUUCUGGCAGUUUGGCAGUUUGGACGUCUUGCCAAAAUCCAUAACAUCAGGGAGUUGGCACCAAUUAGCACUUACCCUUGGCUGGAUGGGUGGAUGUUCUCCCCUGGAUGAGAUCAUUGGAAGCAUGCACUAUCAUCAGCAGGCCUUCUGGGCUCUCCAACCUGAGAGAUUUCACACAGGGAUUCAUUCAGGCACACAUACAGCCAUUUGGUCCCCAACUGCCUGAGUGGAUCCCCAUUGAUAUUGUAUUGUGUUUUUUGCUCUAAUGAGAAAACAUCACCCUAUCAUUGCUUUUUAUUGCCUUCGGUUUUUAAAACGAAAAGAAAAUGAAAACACAAUACGGCCAACAGAGCUUAUUAGUAGUUGAAAAGGAUUCUUGAAAAAAAACAAAAAAAACAUUCACACUAUCUUCUUGUGGAGGUUUUCCCCUUAAAGGAGGAGAGUCCAUUCAUUUACACGCAGCAGUGUAGUAGCUGCUCAAGCCUCAAGGAAACAGGAUGCCCUCAUGGCCACCACACACGAUCAUGCAGCCUACAGUUUGACCUGGUCAGUGUACACAGGACAGCCAGCAAGCAUCUUUGUAUAUAUGUACAUGUUUAUGGGUUAACGUUUGCCUCUUCGUAUCGACUUGAAAAUCGUGUUAUCUUGUGGAUUGCUAAAGAUCUGCCAUGCAAUUUAUUGUAUAGCUCAUUGACAAAAAAAAAGGGACAUAUCACUCACUGGAAACAAUCUCCAGGCCCCCACCAGUUUAUCAGCUUUUGCCAGAGCACAUCCCAGUUUUUUGUGUGUUUUUUUUGUUUUGCUUGUUUAUUUUUCCACAUGAUUUGUCCGUACUGUAUGUUUGUUUCCUUGUCUGGUUUCAGUAAGGAUGGUGUUGAUAGAGCAUGUUACAGAUUUAAGACAAGUGUCACAUUGUUGGGAAAUUAUCUAUUUUCUCUGUAUUAUGUGUGAUUUGAUUAUCUUUUUGGUUGUUUUGUUUGUUUGUUUGUUUGUUUGUUUGAGGCAGACAUUCUCUAAAAUAAUCUUUAAAUCAGCAAUGCAAAUGAAGGGAAUGUGACCGAACGCUUUGAAAUGACUACAUCAAUCAAUCAUGGUAUUGGAGGAACGAAAUGGUUGAAUACUUGCCAUAUUUGCACAUAAACCUCCCCGUAGUCAAGGGAACAUGUCGCUGCAGUGGAAACGGUGUGCAUGCAUGCAGAGGUGGAUGGAAAGAUGUAAGCAUUGUAUUCUUCCUUUGCGAUACCUAAACCGCAGCAGACCCACACCAUCACCUGGCCUUGGCUUGACUAAGUGAACGAGAGGUUACCCGAAGGGCAGCGCUUAUGCGCCCAACCGCUGUCUUGUCAUGCUCAGGGGUGCAAUUGGCCUCGAAGCCUUCCCACUGAUAAACUAACUUCUUUAACAGGACCUUGCCCAUAAUGAGACAGUGUGGGUGGCAUUUGGGGAUAAUGGUGUUUUCCAUGUUAUUUUUUCUGUUCUAAAAAGAAAAUCAACAUAAAUUGACAUUAAAUCCCCCAGAGGUGGGGUUGUUUCUCAUUAUCAAGUAAGCAAAAUAAAACACUAAGAACUAUUGAUCUCCAACGUUGAUAGACUGAGGACCUGGAAGACUGCACUAUCCCAAAGCGACUUAAACAUGUAAUAUUUGAUGACUGUCAAGGUGUUUUGAUAACCUAAUGUUUGUCGAUCGAUUUUUCUGUCCUAUGGACGACAUGAAUUAGCACGGACAGUAUGGAACGCAUGGCAGCCAUUGAACACUAGAUUUGUUUGUGUAAUUACUCAAUGUGUUCAAACGACAAUGGGAAUAGCUCACUAAAUAAUACGUGUGAUGGAUUCAUUUCAUCACCCGGUCAUCUACAGUAGACCUACACAUGGCACCACGAUGAAAAGGACAAUAAAAUGCUUCGUCUCUUAAA